CAAAGCACUGGCAGUCCUUAGACAUAGCCAGCACUUCCCAUACGCUAAGCGUGUAUUCAAUGGCUUUGUUGCGAAUCACAUAAAUAGUCACCAAAACUGAUGUGUCUUUCAGUGAAUGGUUUGCAUCAGUGAUGAGACACUUCUUUGUGCAAAAGUCUUCGUGUAUUUCGUGUACACUAUCUGUGCGUAAAAAAGGACUCCGAUUACUGGCAUAGAGUGUGUGCUAUUGACUGCCAAUGAAUUGAUUAUAACUUUAAAGUGCUAUUCAUUUGCACAAAACAUAUCCAAACGUAUGGUUUCACACCAUUGAUGACCACUAUAUGAGACACCAACUGAUCACCCAUUCAUCGGUUCCAGACAUUCAUUGCGCGCAAACUUUUUGGAUGUCUUUUUAAUUGCAUUUUAUUGAUUAGUUUUUAAGUAAUUUGUUUGUAUAUUGAAACCAAUUUGUGGGUCACUUAUGAUGGAGUCCUCAUCGAGCGAAGAGUUGUCCCAAUCGUUGAGUGGCAGUCAAUAUGACGCUCAGAACGCGUCCGAUGAGUGGACUAUACUAUCAGAUAAUGACGAUAUGGAUGAUCAGCACAUGGAUGUCGAUGGCGAACAUGACUCCGACGAUGACAAUCGCAGACCACUGGCUGCCACGGCUCCAGAGGACAAAACAACGACAGAAGAGAUCGAUAAUGAAUGCAAUCACAAGAAUGAGCUCCAAGUCAAUGGUAAUCCCGUGGAAUCACUGGAUGAACAACAGAUGCCCGACACGACCAGUGAUAUUGAUGUCAUAGAUGAGGAUGAUCUGGACAGCAGUGAUGACGAACUGUCCACUGCCUCCCUGUGCUCGUCGUCGGUGGUCUCGCAGACGUCUAACCUGUCGUUCCUAAGGGAUCAGUAUCUGCGGCAACAGCUGCUGAGUCCGGACUUCGCCACAGAAGACCUGUCGGAGUCGUCUAGUCUGAACUAUCGAGAGCUGGGAUCGGAAGUGGAGCUCAAGAGGGGAACGAGAGCCUACGUGCACACACCCAACACCGGUCUGAACGGCAAACUGAAUCUCAUACUCAUAUUGUCUGUGAGUACAGUCGUGGGACUGGGGAUCGGGAACUUCAUCGGCUGGUCGAACCACUGGAACAAACACAAGCAGCUGUCGUUGGGUCAGGUCCUCAAACUGAAGCAAUUGCAGGACGAGCUCGUGGUCUGUAUGCAAGAUCAGGCCAAUAAGGGCACCGAUCAAUCCAUCAAAUCUAUACUUCAUUCGUCUUUGUCUGGCAGUCGGUCUCUCGAACUCAUAAUCGGUUCCCAACUUUGA
Oppiella nova is the source of this 1300-nucleotide messenger RNA. Lineage: Eukaryota; Metazoa; Arthropoda; Arachnida; Sarcoptiformes; Oppiidae. The record is from the annotation of a GenBank genome assembly.